AUGUAUGAGCAAGAGAUUGAGCAAGAGAACGGGAAUGUGAUCAUCAGACUUCAGACUGAGUUGAAGCAAUUCACUCUCCAGAAGGCCACACUGGUGGAGGAAUCCUACCAGUGCAUCAUCAAACUGGAAGAGAUUGCUUUGAAGUCCCUCUCUCUGUCCACUGCUCUGCAUCUUGGUUUCCUGAUUGACAAGAUGAAGGAGACAGGAAACACAGAGAAGGUUCAGAAACUGGAGGAGAUGAAGAAGAGAGCUGAGGAACAAAAGGGAGCUUUCGAUUACUUUAAAGCAGGUGUCGUAGGCAAGAUCAAGGAUAGCAGGGUUCGGUACACAAAUCGGGUUCUCAGUAGGUCCAGGUCCAAAUGCCAACAGAAACAGUGCAAAUUCAUUUGCCCUGCAUCACGCAAAGAUGGUGAAACGUGUGGUGCCGAGUGGUCUUACACAGAAGUGCGUAAGCUGGUUCUUCUGACUCCUGAGGAGAUGAAGAAAUUUGAGGAGACAAUGACCGACUUGAUUUCAGCCCAGAACUCUUACAAAUCGUGUCCAGGCUGUAACUCAUAUGUUGCAAGGGCUGACCUCUCCAACCUGAGAGUCCACUGCACAGUGUGCUCAGCAGAAAAAGGCCAGCUGUACGAGUUCUGCUGGCAGUGCCUGCAGCAGUGGAAAGGUUCCCAAUGGUGUUCUGACAGCUGUGACAACGAUGACUGCAUGACUGAUCUGGAACUGCUGAAGACCUGCCCUACUGUCACAUUUUCUGUUGUCCAGGGGGUCACCGGCUGCCCAUCCACACGUGCCUGUCCCACCUGUGGUGUAUUGGUAGAACACGAUAAGACUGGCUGUAAAAAUAUAGAAUGCAAGAAUUGCAAUAAAGAGUUCUGUUUUGUUUGCCUUAAGCUCACAACUGAGUGCUUGAAGACCAGCAAAUACUUCUUAGGCUGCUCUGCUGGUGUGGCCCCCAGGCAGACCUCUAUACCCUCAUGGAGUGGUACAUAA
Molecule: messenger RNA, 990 nt
Organism: Salvelinus namaycush (lake trout)
Lineage: Eukaryota; Metazoa; Chordata; Actinopteri; Salmoniformes; Salmonidae
Product: E3 ubiquitin-protein ligase arih1-like
Exons: 4
Coding region: 1-990 (329 amino acids)
Source: RefSeq, a predicted model, not a curated record